CAACACGAGUUUCUUUCUACCAACCAUCAUCAUCAGUUGUGAAACUACACACAAAAUGGGUUCCAACACAGUCCCUCUCUCAUCCGCAACACACCAACCCAUCUCCCCCGCAAUCCUCUACUGGGGCACCCCCGUUGUCAUAAUCAGCACCACCAACCCCGACGGAACUACCAACAUCGCACCCAUGUCUUCGGCCUGGUGGCUCGGAAACCGCUGCAUGCUUGGUCUCGCCGCCAAUAGCCAAACCACUGUCAACUUGCGUCGAACUAAGCAGUGCGUGCUCAACCUCGCUUCAGACGAUAUGGGAAGCUUCGUGAACGCCCUCGCGAGAACUACAGGCUGCGAGGGCCUCGAGACCGCGCCGGGGGAUGCGAGGUAUGCGUUUAAGCGUGCGAAUGGAUAUCAAUAUGUCCAUGAUAAGUUUGGGCAUUCGGGAUUGACGCCGACCGCCUCGGAAAUUGUAAAGCCAGCGAGGAUUGUGGAGUGUCCGGUGCAGAUGGAAGCGGAGCUAGUGAAGGUGCAUGAGAUGAUGGGCGAUACGGAGAAGAAGGGGAACCUGUUGGCAUUGGAGGUUAAGGUUGUGAGGACGUAUGUUCAUGAAAAGAUUCGGAUGGAGGGAUUUGAGAACAGAGUUGAUCCAGAUAAGUGGCGGCCAAUGAUUAUGAGUUUCCAGCAGUUGUAUGGGUUGGCGCCGAGUAAGAUUGCAGAGUCGGUGCUGGGAAGGAUUCCAGAGGAGGCAUAUAGGCCAUUCACAAAAAAGGUGGAAAGCAGCUCCUGAGAUGAUAAAUAGAAGGUUGAUUUUAUUGUACUAGAAAGAAGUUGUUAAUGGAAACAUAACAAUUAAUUUGUUUCUACUAG
Molecule: messenger RNA, 858 nt
Organism: Pseudogymnoascus verrucosus
Lineage: Eukaryota; Fungi; Ascomycota; Leotiomycetes; Thelebolales; Thelebolaceae
Exons: 1
Coding region: 56-778 (240 amino acids)
Molecular function (GO): FMN binding
Source: RefSeq, a predicted model, not a curated record